Messenger RNA from Dioscorea cayenensis subsp. rotundata (Guinea yam), 963 nucleotides. RefSeq names its product elongation factor Tu, mitochondrial-like. Bases 139 to 654 code for a protein of 171 amino acids. Gene Ontology annotation, biological process: mitochondrial translational elongation. Gene Ontology annotation, cellular component: mitochondrion. Gene Ontology annotation, molecular function: translation elongation factor activity. The record is from RefSeq and is a predicted model, not a curated record. The transcript has 5 exons. NCBI's taxonomy places the organism in Eukaryota, Viridiplantae, Streptophyta, Magnoliopsida, Dioscoreales, Dioscoreaceae.
UCAAUUUGUACUUUGCUGCAAGAGCUUCUAAGCUUCUACAAGUUCCCUGGGGAUGAAAUCCCAAUCAUUCGUGGUUCAGCUUUGUCUGCUUUGCAAGGGACUAAUGAAGAAAUAGGGAAGAAGGGAAUUCUGAAAUUAAUGAUUGCCGUUGAUGAGUACAUACCAAAUCCCAUACGCCAGCUUGACAAACCCUUCCUCAUGCCAAUCGAGGAUGCUGGUGACAAUGUAGGCCUUCUUUUGCGUGGUUUAAAACGUGGAGAUAUGCAACGAGGGCAAGUAGUCUGCAAAGAUGGUUCUCUGAAAACAUAUAAGAAAUUUGAGGCAGAGAUAUAUGUGCUCACAAAGGAUGAAGGUUGUCGUCACACUGCUUUCUUCUCCAAUUACCAGCCCCAAUUCUACAUGCAGACUGCAGAUAUUACUGGCAAGGUGGAAUUGCCUGAAAACAUGAAGAUGGUGAUAGCAGGUGAUAAUGUCACUGCAAUGUUUGAACUGAUAUCUGCAGUCCCACUUGAAGCAGAUGAUUACUUCUUCACUCGCAUGCCUCACGUACGGAAAAGGCUGACCCAAGGUGGUGUUCGUCUUGGCGCCACCCUAAAUUGCAUCUUCCUCAAUGGGUACUCUCUCCUCUACCACCUACUUGGUGACAUAUUGUAGAUAUAAAAAGGUUUGUUUGAGAGAUGUUUAGAGAUGAACAAGUGAUGCCAAGCCAUGAACAGGGAGUGGUUGCUGGAGACCAUGAGCUCAAGACUAAAUCUUUGUUCUUGAGUUUUGGCCUUCCAUUAGAGAAGAGCUUUAGCUUGAAACUCUAAUGGUGUUCUUGUUGUUGUUGAAAAUGGUGUUGCUGUUAUAGUGAAGAUUAAAAGCAAAGAGAGAGAGAGAGAGAGUUUUGAGAACAUCUUGAGGACUUGUGUGGAUGUGUGGCAUUAUGGUUUGUUUUCAAGUUAUAAUUAUAUUGAUGCUUUG